UAUAUAUAGAUCAGUGCUAGCAGGACUAAAGGAGUCUCCUGUCUUCCUCAGAGAAGCACUUUCUCCACUACAUGUUCACAGUCAUGAUAAAAGCAGACACACUGCCAGCGUUCAGUGCUGUGUGUGAGUCUGAUCACAUCCAGAUCUCUCACUACAGCACUGAAGAACAGAUCUGGAUGAGAGAGAAUCUGACUGAACACGACUGGGACCGAGCUCCUGAAGGACCGCCUGAAACUACAGACUGGUAUCUAGAUCUGAUCAGGAUUCUGUCCAACCGCACCGAGUCUUCUGAUCUUGUGGUUCUUCAGAGAGUGAUUGGCUGUGAGCUGGAGAAGCUUCCUGAUGGAGCAGUGAAUGUGACGCCGGUUGAUGAAUAUGGAUUUGGAGAAGAGGAUUGUGUUGCCUUUAGUUCUGACACCUCACAGUGUUCUGAUAAAAGUCUUAACGUCAAAGAAACCAAAAUCGAGCGAGACCAUCGAGUAAAACUUCAGGAAUUCUUCAAGAACUGUCUGGACUGGAUCUCAACGUUUAAUAACACCAAAAAGAAUUCACCAGAUGUUGGUGUGUUUGCGAGGAAAGCUCCUGAUGAUCACAGUAAGCUGGUUCUGAUCUGUCUGGUCACUGGUUUCUACCCCAGAGAUAUUGAGAUGAACAUCAGAUUGAACAGAAUUAAUAUUCAGAACCAAAUAUCAUCUGGAGUCAGACCCAAUGAUGAUGAAACCUUUCAGAUGAGAUCCAGAGUGAAGAUCGACAGAAACCACAGAGGAUCUUAUGACUGUCAUGUCAUUCACAGCAGUCUGACAGAACCAGUGUCAGUAAACUGGGAUGGCAGAUGUUCUGGCUGUGAUCCAGAAUCUCCGAUGUCUGUUACAGUAGGAAUAUUAAUAUCAGCUCUAGUUCUAGCUGUAGUCUUUUCUGUGAUUCGUCGCUGCAUCAACAGAAGGAAAAAGCAUCAUGGUCUGAUGAGAAGUUAUCGUUAUUAUGGAGGAACGACUGAACAGCUUCAGAUCCCCGAAGCGUCUGAUCAAGAGCUCAAUACAGACUAUUAGACACUCGAUUCUAAUUCUCCAGCUGUGUUUCCAAUCUGUGUCAGCUCUACUUUAUUAAGAAUAAAUGGUUAGUAAGAAGUUAUUGAUAAGAGGUAACAUAAAUUGCAAAACAAAAGCAGUUAUUUAUCUCAUUAUAUGAACAGUAAAUAAUAUG
Messenger RNA from Carassius auratus (goldfish), 1203 nucleotides. Its product is annotated as HLA class II histocompatibility antigen, DRB1-15 beta chain-like. The coding region runs from base 72 to 1049 and encodes 325 amino acids. Gene Ontology annotation, cellular component: external side of plasma membrane. Gene Ontology annotation, biological process: immune response. Lineage: Eukaryota; Metazoa; Chordata; Actinopteri; Cypriniformes; Cyprinidae. The record is from RefSeq and is a predicted model, not a curated record. The transcript is spliced from 5 exons.